AUGGCGGGUGCGCGUGAAGAACUGAAGCAAAUUGCGGAGACGGCUUCCUUGGAACAGCUCCAGCAGCUGCUGGCAUAUGCUGAGGAACUCGGUAUUCGGGUAGACGAGCGGUUUGUGGAUAUUCGAGUUCUCUACCCGUCUGGUGAAGUGGCCUUGAAUGAGCGACUCCCUGGCAGAAUGACAGUCGCUGCCUUGUUGCUGCGCUUGGGCACCCAGAGCGAGGCACCAGGAAGACUGUCCUUGCUUCUUGGGACUGAUGUGCUGAAGCGAACUUCAAGGCUUUCGGACUUGAACCUCACCGAGGAUUGCCUGUACCUUCUCAGGAGAACUACAGGCACAUACACAGAAUGGAAGCCUUCCGGCACUGCAGAACCGCAGCAUGACUACCUCGCAAAGUGUGUCAUCUUGGGUGGGGCAGGCGUAGGAAAAACAGCACUGCUGCGAGCGCUGUGCAGGGAGGAAUUCUCCGACGAUAUCGAAACGACGAUCGGCGUCGACUUCAAAAUUGUCUACCGGAAAUCCGAUGAUGGAAUCAAGUUGAAAGUGCAGCUGUGGGACACCCCAGGGCACGAACGAUUCCGAACCACCGUGAGGAGCUGCAUGCGCUGUGCAAGUGGCUUCCUCGCUGUGUUCUCUCUCUGCGAUCGCCGUUCGCUGCAAGAUCUCACUGACCUUCUCGAGGCUGCAGAGGAAAACAAUCGCGAAGCGUGCCGGUGCAUCUGCUUGGUUGGCACACACGCAGACAGUCCCAAUCCGGCAGUGCCAGAAGAAGAGAUGCUCCAGUUCGCGAGGGAUAAGAAAUAUCAGUACUUUGCAGUGUCAAACAAGACGGGGCAAGGUAUUGAUCAGCCUUUGUCUGCUUGGCUAGAUUCCUACCUUCAGGGUGGUGGCUCACUAGUGACUAGUGCCCUCGCAGCACGCAAAAGAAGCUUCCUUGCACAGGCUGAUCUGCUGUGA
Messenger RNA from Symbiodinium sp. CCMP2592, 957 nucleotides. The record is from the annotation of a GenBank genome assembly. Lineage: Eukaryota; Dinophyceae; Suessiales; Symbiodiniaceae.